AUGGAUCUUGAUGAUACGACGACUGUUCCUGAAGAAGUUCAUACUUCAGUAGAUGAAGUUCGUAAAGCCGAAGAGAAGGCACGAGAAGAACGUCUUAAAGAAGAAAAAAAAAUCAAACAACAUGCUCAUGAAGAAGCUAAAAUUGUGAAAGAAGCAAUAAAAGAUAGUUUAGAAAAGAGAGAUCAAAU
Molecule: messenger RNA, 188 nt
Organism: Dentiscutata heterogama
Lineage: Eukaryota; Fungi; Glomeromycota; Glomeromycetes; Diversisporales; Gigasporaceae
Source: the annotation of a GenBank genome assembly